This is a messenger RNA of Aphidius gifuensis, 753 nucleotides long. Its product is annotated as F-box/LRR-repeat protein 4-like. The record is from RefSeq and is a predicted model, not a curated record. Gene Ontology annotation, cellular component: SCF ubiquitin ligase complex. NCBI's taxonomy places the organism in Eukaryota, Metazoa, Arthropoda, Insecta, Hymenoptera, Braconidae. Gene Ontology annotation, biological process: SCF-dependent proteasomal ubiquitin-dependent protein catabolic process. Bases 1 to 753 code for a protein of 250 amino acids. The transcript has a single exon.
AUGCCUGACUUAGCAAAUACAAUUGUUCAAUAUUGCAAGAAUUUGAAAGACUUGAGAAUACAUCAUCCUUAUCACUAUAUGAGUGAUGCUGCUUUAAAAAAGUUGACAGAGUUGGUAAAUCUCGAAUGUUUAAUAUUGCUUGGUUGCAUUAAGCUCAGUAAGGAAUCAAUAAUCGUCAUUUCAAACAAUUGUAAAAAACUUAAACGUUUAGAAGUUCCUGGUUGCUUCAUAGUACCAUUUGCUUUUCUUGAUGAGUUUUCAAAAUUACAAUAUCUUGAACAUCUCAAUUUGUUUGGGACAUUAAAUCUUAAAAGUAGUGCAAUUACUGCUAUUGCUAAUAAUUGUAAAAAUCUAAAAAUUUUACAAAUUCAAGAUUGCAAUGUUAUUACUGAAGCAGCUCUUGUUGCUAUAACAAAGUUGGAAAAUUUACAAAAACUAGACAUAAGCUUUAUUGAUAUAAUUACGGACAGCUUCCUUAUCAAAUUAAAAGGAUUAAAAGAAUUGCAUUGUAAUGGUUGCAAGAAGCUUACUAAAGUUGGUAUUAUUGAACUUAUAAAAAAUAAUCCAGAUCUUGAUGUGAUUGAUGUCAGACUCAUAGGUAAAAUUAAAAUUGACUUUGUUAUUGAUGCUGAUCAGGUUACUAAAAGUCGUACAAAUGGUAUUAUUUUACACAUAAAAAUAUCUAAUCCGUCAAUAAUACAAGCUUCCAAGUCAAUAAUUAAAUCUCAAUGGUUAGUUGUUGAAGAUAUAUAA